AUGCUAGCGAACUUUUUACGAGAGUACAAUAUCAACCGGCUAUAUUUGUCAAUCACAGGUCUUUGGCCAUUUCAAAAUAGGCUCGCGCGAAAUUUCUUACAGACCUUCUGCUUUCUGUUCGAAAUAAGUUACUGUCCGUUCGAGAUAUUAUUAUUAUACGAUCAUUGGGAUGAUGUGCAAAUGAUUUUUGAAGGCUGUUAUCAAAUUGCUAUUUCGGCCUCUUUUCUCGUGAGGAUGAUAAACGAGUUUUUUAACUACGACAAGUUUCGACAAUUAUACGAGGCCAUCGACGAGCAUUGGAACAUAUUUACAAGCGAUGUAGAAGUUCAAGUUUUGAAAGACUACUCUAUGCUGUCGCGAAAAUUUACGAAAUAUUAUUCGAUGCUAAUGUAUGUUAUGAUGUCGGGAUUUGUAGUAGUACCGUUAACACCGAUGUUUUUGGAUAUCGUGUUGCCUCUUAACGAGUCACGUCCGCGAUUCCUCGCGAUUGAAGUUGAAUUCAGAGUGGAUAAAGAUGAGUAUUUCUUACCAAUUUUCUGUUACACCACCGCUAUAAUUAUAGUGGGUAUGAGUAUUAUAGUAGCUGUUGACGCGAUGCAUAUCACGUGCACUACUCAUGCAUGCAGUUUAUUUGUGGCUGUUAGUAAGCAAAUUGAAAUCAUAAGCACUUUGAAAAUAGAUAAUAACAAUGAAACCAGAAAAUAUGGAUAUCACGUGAAUACAUUUGAUACGUCAAGCGAGGAAAUAAUAUAUCGAGAAUAUAUAAUAUGUUUGAAGAAACAUCAGCUUGCUAUAAAUUUUGUUAAUAUACUAGAGUCGUCGUAUCAAGAGCUUUCAUUAUUUCUAUUAGUAUUGUUUAUUGGAAUUUCAAGUCUAACUGGAAUUCGAAUCGUUUAUGUGUUAGAUCAAUUGGAAGAAAUAGCAAGAUUUAUGUUUAUAAUCAUGGGAGCAUUGGUGAUUCUACUGAUUGUGUGUUACUCCGGUCAGAAAUUAAUAGAUGAAAGCCAGAAUGUAUUUUAUCAAGCAUAUGCGGUAAAAUGGUACGACUUUUCGCCUAGAUUAAAAUCUCUAUUGAUUAUACUUCUUUACAGAAGUAAUGUACCGUGCAAUUUAAAGGCAGGUAAUAUGGUUCCGCUAUCGAUAGCGACUUAUGCAUCGGUAAUACAGAUGGGUGUAACUUACUUCACAGCGUUUUUAUCACUUAAAGAUUGAUCGAAAAUUCAGUUAGUUCACCGAUAUGUCU
This is a messenger RNA of Formica exsecta, 1243 nucleotides long. RefSeq names its product odorant receptor 67a-like. Gene Ontology annotation, cellular component: plasma membrane. Gene Ontology annotation, molecular function: odorant binding; olfactory receptor activity. Gene Ontology annotation, biological process: sensory perception of smell; detection of chemical stimulus involved in sensory perception of smell. The record is from RefSeq and is a predicted model, not a curated record. Bases 1 to 1212 code for a protein of 403 amino acids. NCBI's taxonomy places the organism in Eukaryota, Metazoa, Arthropoda, Insecta, Hymenoptera, Formicidae. The transcript is spliced from 9 exons.